Molecule: messenger RNA, 1752 nt
Organism: Juglans regia (Persian walnut)
Lineage: Eukaryota; Viridiplantae; Streptophyta; Magnoliopsida; Fagales; Juglandaceae
Product: interferon-related developmental regulator 1-like
Exons: 13
Coding region: 219-1544 (441 amino acids)
Source: RefSeq, a predicted model, not a curated record
UCCCUUCCCUUACUAUAAUUCACCGAUUUCUCUCACCGAGAGAUUUUUGUUUGUGCACCCUACCCUUCCAAUUUUUAAUGGCUCAUUCUUCCUUCCAAUCACCGAUUUCUGUUCGUUUCAAUUCGGUCGAGCUCAUAUUUUCAAAGCCCUCCCGUCCUCUGAUUCUCAAUCAACCUUGUAGCUCUUUCUGACGAUAAGAGGAGGAGGAGCAAUUACCGAUGGGAAAGCGCAAUUCUCAGCGUAAAAAUGCUGCCAUUUUGGAGAGCGAUGAUGAUAGUAGUAGCGUGAGUUCGUCGGAUCAAAUGUCCGUAUGGGGCACUGAAGAAGUCCAAUUACAUAAAGAUAGUUUACUGGAACAAGCUUUAGAUGCUCUAUAUGAAAAGAGGGGUUCCACAAGAGAGAGAGCUCUGGCAUCAAUUAUUGAUGCUUUUAAUAGCAGCUUGCAGCACGGGUUUCUGGAAAAGAAAUUUGCUACCUUACUGCAUCAGUGUUUGAAUUCCAUUAAACGUGGGUCAUCUAAAGAGAUAUCUUUAGCUUCCCAUGCCAUUGGAUUGUUGGCCUUGACUGUUGGCUCUGGGGAUGAUGCACAUGAAAUUUUAGAAGAUUCGAUAACUCCUUUUUCACGGGCUCUUAAAUCUCGGUCAGAUUCAUCAAAGAUAUCCUCGUUGCUGGAGUGCUUGGCCAUAAUCACUUUUGUUGGUGGAAAUGGCACUGAGGAAACAGAAAGGUCAAUGCAGAUAAUGUGGCAAGUGGUUAAUCCGAAAUUGAGUUCAAAUGUGGUUGUGUUUAAACCCUCGACAGCUGUCAUAUCUGCAGUGGUGUCUGCUUGGUCCUUUCUUUUGACCACCAUGGAUGGAUUUAGUCUAAAUACCAUGCAUUGGCAAGAGUCAAUAUCGUAUUUAUCAAGUCUGUUGGACAAGGAUGAUCGGUCUGUACGCAUUGCUACUGGUGAAGCUCUUGCUCUAAUUUUUGAGAUAGGAAGUGUGGAGAAGUUUUGUGGCGAAGCUAAAGGUUCAAGUGAUGGCUUGACUCAAGAUGGAAUCAAACCUCGGGAAGGGUUUACACAUAUACAAGGAUUAAAGGGGAAAAUCAUAAAUCAAGUUAGAAACCUUUCUGCUGAGGCCGGUGGUAGAGGUUCUGCUAAGAAAGAUCUUAACAGCCAGCGGAAGUUGUUUCGGGAUAUUUUGGAUUUUUUUGAGAAUGGUUAUUGUCCUGAGAUAACAGUGAAGAUUGGUGGAGAAUCAUUACAGACAUCAUCAUGGUCUGAACUGAUACAGUUGAAUUUUUUGAAGCGUUUUCUUGGGGGAGGCUUCAUUAAGCAUAUGAAGGAAAAUGAGUUCCUUCACGAUGUAUUCGGGUUCACACCGAAGAAGUAUUUUCUAGAUGAUGAACAUCGUAUAUCUAGCGCAGAAAAGAGGAUGUAUAGGUCACCGAAUUCAGUUCUCAACAAGGCUAGGACCCAGCUGCUUAACAAGCAGCGAAUGUUAUCUGAGGGUAGAAAUCUUGGCCACUUUGCAGUCAACCUGGGUGAUGAAGAGGUUUAAAAGUCAAAGAUGUUACAACACUUAGUUUUAUUACUUGAUUUAAUCCUAAAUCACAUGCAUGCUACAUGUGUACGCGGUGCAUGGAUCUAAAUGCAUCGGAUUUGUAUACUGUAAGCUUGUAGAAUUAAUAGUUUUCGAACAUUAUUCUUUUGAGGCACUAAUUCAGAUCUCAUACAUAAAGCAAAAUGUUAUUUGGGAUUAUGAAAAA